AUUUCUUCAUCAUUUAUUAGCAUUAAUCAAUGGCCACUUCCAAAACUUCACUUCUCCUCCUCCAACUCUUCCUUCUUGCAGCAGGGGUACUUUCGGAAGACGUGAUAUUCCAUUUUGAGAACCAAUGUCCAUAUUCAAUAUGGUUAUCCUCAAACCCACCCAUCGGAGACGCUGACCCGGAGAGUCCACCGUACACUCUCGAGAUCUUCAUUAUGCCCGACACAUGGACUGGCUCCUUGUGGGUUCGCACCAAGUGCUCCAACGACCAAGACUACCACUUCACCUGCGAAACCGGCGAUUGCGGGUCAGGCACCAUCUUCUGCGACUCCUCUCCACCGGCUCUUCCCGUCACCCUCCUCAACUUCGCCAUCAACAACUCCGUCGUUCACUACGCCCUCAGCCUCGUACACGGCUUCAACAUUCCCAUCCGAAUCCAGCCCGAUGGCGGCCACCUCGUCGACGGCGGCUUCGGUCUCUGCCCCACCGUCGACUGCGUCCAGGACUUGGGCAAUGUCUGCCCCUCGUUUCUCGUCGCCAAGAACAAGGACGGCGCCUACGUCGGAUGCUAUAGCGCGUGCGAUGCCCUGAAGUCGCCGGAGUAUUGUUGUAGCGGUUCGGAUUGUCAACCGGAUCAGUACUCGGCGAAGUUUAAGGAAUUGUGCGGUUCGGCGCAUGUAUAUCCUGGGGAUAAUACGCCGCCGACGUACGGAUGUACUGGUUUUUAUACUAUUAAUGUAACCUUCUGUCCCAUAAUUUAA
Cucumis melo (muskmelon) is the source of this 758-nucleotide messenger RNA. Its product is annotated as thaumatin-like protein 1b. Bases 30 to 758 code for a protein of 242 amino acids. Lineage: Eukaryota; Viridiplantae; Streptophyta; Magnoliopsida; Cucurbitales; Cucurbitaceae. Gene Ontology annotation, biological process: defense response. The transcript has 2 exons. The record is from RefSeq and is a predicted model, not a curated record. Gene Ontology annotation, cellular component: extracellular region.